This is a messenger RNA of Pediculus humanus corporis (human body louse), 951 nucleotides long. Its product is annotated as Integrin beta-1-binding protein, putative. Lineage: Eukaryota; Metazoa; Arthropoda; Insecta; Psocodea; Pediculidae. The transcript has 6 exons. The coding region runs from base 1 to 951 and encodes 316 amino acids. The record is from RefSeq and is a predicted model, not a curated record.
AUGCCGUCGGAAAAUACUGAAUUAUUAUUGUGUUAUAACAGAGGUUGCGGUAAUAGAUUCGAUCCGCUCAAAAACAACGAAGAUGCUUGUACAUUUCACCCGGGAAAUCCAGUUUUUCACGAUGCUUACAAAUCUUGGUCGUGCUGUAAUAAAAGAUCAACAGAUUUUACUGAGUUUUUAAACAUAAAAGGUUGCACAAAAUCUUGUCAUUCAAAUGUAAAACCUCCACAACCUGAAAAACCAAAUGUUGACAAAACUAAAAAUGGUGAAGUCAUUGAAUACAUUGCACCAAGAGUGAAAAUGUCAACUCUUGAAAGGCCACCUUUUGAUACUCCCCUUUUGAAAAUGACUCCAGAUGUAUCGCCAGCUCUUAAAACUCAAAUUGAAAAUUUAGUUAGUCAAAAUAAUGAAUCUGAUAAUUCAGGUGAAGUAAUGAUUGGAACUGCGUGUAAAAACAGAGGAUGUAAAUCUGCAUACAAAGGAACAGAAUCAAAUGAAGAAGAAUGUGUGUAUCAUCCAGGAGUUCCAGUUUUUCAUGAAGGUUUAAAAUCGUGGUCGUGUUGCAAGAAAAAAACAACAGAUUUUGCAACUUUUUUGGAACAAUUGGGUUGUGAAAAAGGAAAUCAUGUUUGGGUGAAAGAAAAUGAUGAAAAUGAAAGGACGGAUUGUCGAUAUGAUUGGCAUCAGACAGGAAGUCAUAUUGUGAUGUCGGUUUAUGCGAAAAAAUAUCAUCCAGAUAAAUCAAUAAUCGAAUUGAAUCCCAUAAGGAUUAAAAUGAAUAUUUUUUUCCCAGAAAACAAUUCUGCUUUUAAUAAAGAUUUAGAAUUGUUUGGAAUUGUCGACGUUGAAAAAAGCGAAAUUAAAAUGUUACAAACAAAAGUAGAAAUCAAAUUGAAAAAAGCUGAACCUGCUAAUUGGCCUAAAUUAGAAUUGCCCAGGAUUCAAUCAUAA